AUGAAUAACCCGCUACUGGAAAUAUUUCAACCCGUUGACAAUUCCAAAUCUUUGGCUGAUAUGUGGAAUUCUGCUGGCUCGGCAAAUUUCCUGGGAGUAAUGGUUGAGGAAAAUCCUGCCGCCGUGGCAUGGGCUCUCGCUAUCAACUUCUACAACGAUCGUAACAUCCGUAUCGUCCUAGCCCGUCCUCAGCAUCCUGAAGUGGUCAAGCAAUUACGUGCCGAUGCUAACAACCGCUUUUUAUUGUACCAUCGUGGAGAUUCGACUCCCGUUUGGACCAGCCCAAGUGGUGCAAGAUGGAGCGAAAUUCAGGACAAAGUGAUGGAAUUUGUCACUCAUCAUGCGGCCCCUCCAAAAUCUGCUGAAAAAUCGACUGCCGUCGAACCACAGGCUCCUGCUCCCACUGCAGAGAUUGAUAUGUCACAGUACAAAGUCGAAUUGGCUGAUAUCAAGAGCACUAUAAGCUAUAUGCUUUUCCAGGAGAUCGCAAGGCAGCAGGUAGUAGAUGGUGAAGGUUUGGUCGGUUUGAAAUCAUGGAUCCAUGCUGUUAGUAAGUAUGCUCCUGCUACCACUCCUAUACGACGUCUCCUAUACCGCAUGGAUCAAUGGCUACAGGGUCAAGGUCCGAGCAUGACCUAUGAAGAUUGGACUAAAAAAUUGGAGGAGGUUCACACUGAUCUUGGGAAUCCACUUCCCAGAGAAAUCGAAUGGGUUGCAUGUAAAGGCUCGAAACCACACUUCCGUGGAUAUACUUGUGGUGUUUGGGUU
Strongylus vulgaris is the source of this 768-nucleotide messenger RNA. NCBI's taxonomy places the organism in Eukaryota, Metazoa, Nematoda, Chromadorea, Rhabditida, Strongylidae. The record is from the annotation of a GenBank genome assembly.